Molecule: messenger RNA, 1355 nt
Organism: Ascoidea rubescens DSM 1968
Lineage: Eukaryota; Fungi; Ascomycota; Saccharomycetes; Ascoideales; Ascoideaceae
Exons: 1
Coding region: 301-1248 (315 amino acids)
Source: RefSeq, a predicted model, not a curated record
AAUAACCUAUCCACAUAAAAUAUUCACAGUCACAAACAACUCAUAGAUUUCCACUUACUUUCAUAUAUAUGAUUUACUACUGUAAAUAAUCUGAAUUUUACUCACUUAUUUAAUGACAACCAAAACCCAAUAACUUAAAGUGGACUGGAAACCAAAACAUCUCUAAUUUUAGACUCUUUAUGUUUCGGAACGUCUUAGCAAAUUGCUUAUCUACUCUUGUGAAGUAAACACCCUUAGAAUUUCAGUAUUUAACAAACAAAACCACAUAAAAUAAACUAAAAGUGUGAUGAUGUGUUUUCGAUGUGGUAUCAUUUGAUUGGUCCUUCCUUGCUCUGCUGUUAUUGUUCACAAAACGCAGAAAGCAAUUAUAAGCAGGAUUAUGCGCGCUUGAAAGAUAUGAUGCUUAUCAGCUAUUUCUCUCAAAUUCUAUAUUUGCCUUUCUGGAGAAGUGCUUUCGAUUCAAUGGUUUUUAUAUCCUCUACAUCGUCAUCUAUUGAUCCAGAAAUCAUUGAAUUGAAAUCAAUCCAAUACAAAAUGGAACUGAAAUAUGAAAGCGAUUCAAACACUCUUCUUUUGGCUGAAUAUUGUGAUUCAACAUCUAUAUCUAGGUCUCUUUCAUCGGUUGAUUCAUAUAGUUCUCUGGAGACCAUAUCUACCACAUUUUCUUGUUGCUUCCCCUCUUCUUCUGCAUUUACUUUUCUCCUUUCUCACUUUUCGCCAAAAAAAGAUUAUAAUAUCUAUUACCAAAAUCCUUCAAUUAAAGAUUUGAUUAAUAAGUUUGAAGCGAACAUCGCUCAAGAAAAUAACCUAAACAAAUCAAAGAUCAUUCACUCAAAUAAAACUGAAUUGAUUACUUUCUCCAGUUUUCUGAAAAACGAUUCAGAUCUAAAUAAGCUGAAUCGUUUCAUUCGAAACUAUAAUAAACCAGUUCAAAAUUCAAUUAAUAUUCCUGAUAACAAUUCAAUCAAACAGAAUCCAAAAAAUAAAAACAGUAUAAAAAAUAAAAUUGAUCAAAACCCAGAAAUGACAAGUAAAACUGAUCAAAAAUCAAAUAACUCACAAUUAAACUUAAGAAAUAAUAAAAUCAAAAAAGAUAAAGAAACAAAUCUCAAAAAACAACUUAUUGAAGGGAAAACCACUCAAUCAAAAUGUAUAAAAAAUUCCCAAGUACAAUACAAUCAUUAUCGUCAUUUAAUAGUUAUGAUUUGGUCCUUUUUGACCUUAUUAUCAUCGUUCAUUAUAGUCUGAUUCAUAACUUGAAAAUUUCAUCCCUAUUGGUUUUCUAGUUAACUCAAAUCAUUGAAUAGUAAAUUUACUUUGAAAUUGAAAAAGUAGUAAAAGUUCAGUAAUAUCAC